AUGGCAACCGCUUUUGUUGUUGUUGAUAGGGAUUUGGCAAUGCUUAAGAUUGGUCUGAUUUCCAACACCUAUCAGAAAAAUGUCGACCACAUAGUUGAAGUAAAACGUUUGCCUCAUGUAGAAAAACUUCGAAUUCAGGAUGGAUUACCAACCAGUUUAAAAUCAACUCGUAUGCUUUCUAAGGGUCAUAAUUACGCUAUGAUAAAAGUAAAAGUAAUUUUGUUUUACGGUGUCAGAUGUGUACUGUUCCUGAUUAUGAAAAUAAUAGAAGGUGUUCACACAAGGCCAGAAAUAUAUAGAAUGGUUCCAGAUAAGGAUGGUUUCUUAUAUAUUUAUACAAAAGAGAAAGUAGAUAUAGAAGAGUUUUUAUUGAGUCUGUUUAAAAAAGUUGCUUACUGUACAGGAUCUCGAGAAUUACUGAAUGGUUCUUAUAAAUUAAAAUUUCAAGAGUUAUAUGUCCAUCGCCAGCAACUCAAUCUCUGUCAGUAUAUAAACGGUAAUCUUCCCCGCCUUGUGAAAUUUCUUUACUAA
Molecule: messenger RNA, 531 nt
Organism: Mucor mucedo
Lineage: Eukaryota; Fungi; Mucoromycota; Mucoromycetes; Mucorales; Mucoraceae
Exons: 5
Coding region: 1-531 (176 amino acids)
Source: RefSeq, a predicted model, not a curated record